AUGAGAGACUCGGCGACGUCGACGCGCGCGCACUGGGCGAGCCCAGAGAUUCGAAGAUUUCGACGCCUGGACGCCGAGACGCGCGCGUCGGAGGCGAGCGAACCCGCGGUGGUGUUCGUCGGAUCGAGCAUCUUCCGCGAGUGGCGCGAGGUGCGAGAUUUCGAGGAGGAUUGGCGAGGGCGGAUGGGCGACGCGCGGCGCGCGGUCAACAGAGCCUUCGGCGGCGCGGAGACGACGGAUUUGUUGACGUUUUUCGACGACGUCCUGCCGAGGGGGCGCGCGGACGUGAGGGCGAUCGUGUAUUACUGUGGCUCGAACGACGUGAGCGUCGGGAGGUCGGCGCGGGAGGUGUUUGAAAAUUUUAAGCGAUUCGCGGAGUCGGCGAGACGCGAACGAUCGGCGAGACUGGGCGUCGUCUUCGUCGGAAUGAUCGACUCGCCGCAGAAGAGGGCGUUUGCGUUGAGUCACGUGGUGCGCGAGACGAACGCGUUGUGUGAGGCGUGGUGUGCGAAAACGCCGGGGGCGGUGUACGCGGACGUGACGGAAACGUUCGCGGACGCGUCGUCGUUUCGAGAAGACGGCACGCAUUUGCGACCCGAGGCGUACGACGGCUUUCGCGACGCCAUCGCGAGGGCGGUCGUCGAAGCCGUGGCGCACGCGUCGCCGCCGCCGGACGACGCGUUUCUCCCACCCGCGAUGCGGCGAUAG
Ostreococcus lucimarinus CCE9901 is the source of this 708-nucleotide messenger RNA. RefSeq lists its product with no specific name. The transcript has a single exon. The record is from RefSeq and is a predicted model, not a curated record. Bases 1 to 708 code for a protein of 235 amino acids. Lineage: Eukaryota; Viridiplantae; Chlorophyta; Mamiellophyceae; Mamiellales; Bathycoccaceae.